Molecule: messenger RNA, 8578 nt
Organism: Drosophila eugracilis
Lineage: Eukaryota; Metazoa; Arthropoda; Insecta; Diptera; Drosophilidae
Gene: PlexB
Product: plexin-B
Exons: 5
Coding region: 273-6440 (2055 amino acids)
Biological process (GO): regulation of cell shape; semaphorin-plexin signaling pathway involved in axon guidance; motor neuron axon guidance
Cellular component (GO): semaphorin receptor complex
Molecular function (GO): protein binding; semaphorin receptor activity
Source: RefSeq, a predicted model, not a curated record
UUGAUAGUGUAGACACUAAGCGUUGCUUUGAAAAUUUGUUAUAAAUAUUUGUUUACUCUAAUUAAAUGAUUUUAUACAAACGGUCUUUAAAAAAUAUAAAUUAUCGUGAUGGCAUAUUAUAAGUUAAAACUAUUGUGUAGAUUCUUAUAGGCUAAAAUAAUAUAAAAAAAUAAUAAUAAGAACUUACCAAUGGACCUACAAUGUGAUUGAAAACGAUGCUCAAAUACCACUAAAAGUUUAUACACAAAUUUUUUAUAAAAACAUUAACAAAUAUGUUGCGAAAAAACUUUUAUUUUCCGGAAUUCCUGAUAAUAAUUUAUGGCCUGUGCAUUAUUACCAUAUUCAGUUCGCAACUCGGUUCCGUAGACUGCGCUAAAGAAAUGCCGGCUCAGAUGUCCUUUCAUUCAAAUGACAUUGUCGCCCAAUUUAACCUUCCCCCAUUAUCGGCACCUUCAGCAACAUAUAACUAUGGAAACCGUACAAAUGGAAAUAAUAUAGAUAGUGAUAUAAAUUCUCAGUUAAAAAACUAUUUUACACAUCUGAGCUUUGAUUUAAUGCACAAUGUCUUGUUUGCGGGAGCCACGAAUAAAAUACUCAAACUUAAUGAAAACCUUCGAGUGCUUGCUGAAGCUGUAACUGGACCCGUUAAUGAUUCUCCUCAGUGCCACGCAGGAGGCUGUCCAGAGGAUAUUGAGACAUCGCUGGUCAAUAAUUACAAUAAAAUUCUUGUAGUCAGCUAUACUGACGAUGGCAUUCUUAUAUCGUGUGGCAGCAUUCGGCAAGGGGCCUGUGAAAUUUACAGCCUGCCAAGGUUUCCAGCGACACCUCAGUUUUUUGCAGUGCCAUUGGCUGCCAACGAUGAAAAUGCAUCCACAUAUGCAUUUGUAGGUCCUGCAAGAUAUUCGUGGAAAGAGGAGGAUAUUUUAUAUGUCGGAACCACAUUUACAAAUGUUGGUGAUUAUCGCCAUGAUGUGCCUGCGAUUUCAUCCCGUCGUCUUGAUGAUCUAAGUUAUGCGGAAUUUUCAAUACAGCAGUCAAUUAUAAAUAUUGAUGUCAAAUAUCGGGAUCAUUUUUUAGUCGAUUAUGUAUAUGGCUUUAAUUCUUCUGAAUACGCAUACUUUAUUAUUGUUCAAAAAAAGUCACAUUUAGCUGAUGAGGCAGGUUACGUAACCAGAUUGGCUCGUAUAUGUAUUACCGAUCCUAAUUAUGACAGUUAUACUGAAAUAACUGUUCAAUGUACAGCUACUGAAAAUAAUAUUGAUUACAACAUAUUACGCGAUGCUAAGCUUACACCGGCCAGCCUAAAGUUAGCUCAAAAAAUGGGCAUAAAAAAAGACGACCACGUAUUAGUAACCGUCUUUUCGCCUUCGAAAGAGAUAAGCGAUCAGCCAGAAAGAAUGUCGGCAAUGUGCAUAUAUAGUAUAAAAGAUAUUGAAGACAUGUUUAUAGAAAAUAUCCAUCUAUGCUUUAACGGAACUAUAAAGGAUCGAAAUUUGGGUUAUAUAUCGGGCACUAUUAAUGAUGGGAGAUGCCCAUUGGUUGGUUCGCUCGGUAACAUUUAUAAUUUUUGUUCUGUAGGACUUAAAAUAAGCGGAGUAUCCCCAAUCACUGCCCGUGCUCUCUUUCACUUUAAUAACGUGUCCGUAACAUCCGUGACAGCUACUUCAACGACUGAUCAACAACAUUCUCUUGCUUUUCUUGGGACCGACAUGGGAGUAAUCAAAAAAGUUUUAUUAUCUGGCCAAAGUCCAGGUGAGUACGAAGAAAUUGUGGUGGAUGCUGGAAACCGUAUACUACCAAAUACUAUGAUGUCUUCCAAAAAAGAUUUUCUUUACGUACUAUCCGAACGUAGAAUUACAAAGCUUAGAAUUGAGCACUGUUCUGUGUAUACAAAUUGUUCAGCUUGCUUGGAGUCCCGGGAUCCUUUUUGUGGAUGGUGUUCUUUGGAAAAACGAUGCACCGUACGGUCAACUUGUCAACGAGAUACAUCUGCGUCACGAUGGCUUUCAUUGGGCAGUGGGCAGCAAUGCAUUGAGUUUGAAUCUAUUAUCCCAGAUAAAAUACCAAUUACCGAGAUUGCACACCUGAAUUUAAUAAUUCGAACACUACCCGAACCCUUUAAUGCAAAAUACCGAUGUGUUUUCGGAAACUCUACCCCAAUUGAUGCUGAAAUUCUGGAUAAUGGACUCGGAUGUGCUACGCCCCCACUAGAUGAAAGACCAGUAAUACCUAGUAAUACUGACCAUGUGUUGGUACCAUUAUCAGUAAGAAGUUCGGAGACAAAUAAGGACUUUGUAUCAAGAUAUUUUGCAUUCUUUGAUUGUUCACAUCAUGGAAACUGUCAGGAAUGUCUGCACAGCUCCUGGGGCUGCAAUUGGUGUAUUUUUGACAAUAAGUGUGUCCACAAAUCAUUAAAAUGCCGUAAUGUGGAAAAUGCUGUAAGUAGUGUUGGCCAAUGCCCCCACCUAAAAAAGAUUCGACCGGCAAUUCUUUUACCGGUACGAGUGCCGAAAGAAAUUCGGCUAGAAAUUGAAAACUUACCAAAACCCAAAAGCGUUCAUGCUGGUUUUUUAUGUACGGUACAUAUAGAAGCCGCUCAGAUGCUAUUGCCUGCGCAUAUUGAAUCAAACAAAAUUGUUGUUUGUGAAAAAACACCUUAUUUUUAUGAGACCAAUAUACAUGAAUACCAGGCCAAGGUUGUAGUUACAUGGAAUUUUCAGCACUAUGUGGACACCGCAGUUGUUACAUUGUACAAGUGUGACGUACUCGGUUCACAUCGGGAUCAUGCUGAUUGCAGCUUGUGUGUAACUCGUAAUCCCAAAUACAAAUGCGCUUGGUGCGGCAACUCAUGUGUAUAUAAUGAGACUUGCGUAUCUGACCAAACCUCUAUUAGCACGGAAUAUAAAAUGGGUAUGGGUGUAGAAAAAAAUGAGUGCCCCUUACCAAGGAUCGAUAUUAUUAAACCGUUAUCUGGACCAAUUGAAGGAGGUACUCUUAUUACAAUCGAAGGAAGUAAUUUGGGUAUUCGCGAAGAUGAUGUGCGAGGAAAAAUAUUUAUCGGAUCUGUGCCGUGUGAACUAGUUAAUUACGAAAUAUCAGUAAAAAUUGAAUGCCGCACUGGAGCUGUGAUGUAUGAAAUGUCAGCCCCUAUAAAAGUGGCGAAUGAAGCAGGUUAUACUGAAUCAAGUGUACAGUUUCAUUUUAAGAAUGUGCUGUUAACAGGAUUAUAUCCACCAAUGGGACCCCGGUCGGGGGGAACACAAUUGUCAUUGAUAGGAAAAUUUUUGAACAUCGGGUCAACAAUGCGGGCAUUUUUAGAUGAAUAUGAGUGUCAUAUAAAUGUUACUCAAGCUUCAUCAUCCCAAGUAAGCUGUACUACAUCAGAGGCUACACAGCCAGAACCAAUACGAUCUCUCCACCUUGUUAUUGAUGGUGCCAACAGAACAUUAGAAUGCCAGGUUUCGUCCUCAACCUUUACUAAUCGGAACACAGCACGAAAUAAUUUUGGUUCUUAUCAAUUCCGUACGCCACCACGGCAGUCCUGUUCCAUUUUUAACUAUACUCAGGACCCGCGAAUAAUGCAAAUUAAGCCUUUGCGUAGUUUUGUUAGUGGUGGUCGCGUACUGACUGUUCAUGGAAUAUAUCUCGACUCAAUUCAAAAACCAGAACUGGAAGUUUUUUUUGACAAUGAACGAGUGAACAAAACGUCAUGCGUAGUCAUUAGCUCAAAUCAAAUGGAAUGUCCAUCGCCUCCAGUAAAUCAUAAAUUUUGGACAAGUAGAACUAUCAACAGAGUGCCGAAUUCAGAAUUGGACUUCAAAAACUCUUCGGCUGCAACUGAUAGUGGAUUCAAACAUGAAUUUGCUAGGCAAAAGCGAAGAGUGGACUUAGUGGACAAUUUUCACAUAUACACAACAGGAGAAACUGCUUCUAACUAUUUCGUCAAUAAUAAUAUGGAUGUUACAACUUUUGUAAAGGUUCAUGAAACUCAACUGAAUUUACAACUCAGUUUUGUUAUGGACAAUGUACAGCUCGUUAGAGACUUAAAUAAAUAUUUUCAUGAUAUUAGGAGCACCAUCGUUUAUUUAGCCGAUCCAAAAUAUUUUCCAUUUCCCAACGACGGCAUUAAACUAUAUAAGGGUGACAGCUUGGUCAUAGAAGGCGAGCUUUUAAAUUUGGCAGCUGAUGAAUAUGAUGUUAAUGUAACUAUUGGUACCAUUCAAUGCAAUAUUACCAGCCUGGCUCUUACCCAACUUUUAUGCAUUCCGCCUGAGCAUCAACCACUCCCAACUGAUGAAAAUGGCGUGGAUCAAUCGACUGAUCUACCGCUAGUUGUUGUUAAAGUUGGACGAAAUUUGCGUUUUGUAAUUGGUUAUCUGAAGUAUGAUUUAAAUAAGCCAUAUGUUUUUUCUCAUGCUUUGUUUGUCGUUAUGUUCACGGUAGCCUUUCUUGUUAUUAUUCUAGUUAUAAUACUUAUAAUAUUUAGAAGGAAAUCAACACAAGCAGAACGUGAGUACAAACGCAUUCAGAUUCAGAUGAUUACAUUGGAAAGCAACGUACGUUCAGAGUGUAAACAGGCUUUUGCUGAGCUACAAACUGACAUGACCGAUCUAACAGCAGAUUUGGAGAGCACCGGUAUACCAACGUUAGAUCACGUUAACUACAUAAUGAAAGUGUUCUUUCCCGGUGUCUCAGAUCAUCCAAUUUUAAAUUCUCAGAAGUUUCGCGAAAAUAACCACCACACAAACUAUGACGCUGCUAUGGUGCAAUUUGAGCAACUAAUUGGAAACAAAUAUUUUUUACUAAUGUUUAUAGAAACAUUAGAAGCCCAACGGUCGUCAUUUUCCAUACGGGACAGAGUCAACGUAGCCUCUUUACUUAUGGUUGUUUUAAUGAACAAAAUGGAAUAUGCCACCGAAAUUCUAAAGUCCCUUCUAUUGCGUUUAAUAGAUAAAUCACUUGCAAGCAAGCAUCCUCAUUUAAUGCUAAGACGCACUGAAAGCGUUGUUGAAAAAAUGUUAACCAAUUAUUUAGCAAUAUGUAUGUAUGACUACCUAAAAGAGUACGCUGGAAACAAUUUAUUUUUGUUGUUCAAGGCAAUAAAGCAUCAAAUUGAAAAGGGCUUAGUGGACGCAAUAACCAAUGAUGCUCGUUAUUCACUUUCAGAAGAACGGCUUCUGCACGAACAAGUUACCCAUUCUGUUGUUAUAUUGCACAUUUUACAAGAUGAUCUUGAUGAGAAAGUCCAAUGUCGCGUAAACGAUUGGGACACCAUUUCUCAAGUCAAGCUUAAAAUUCUAGACGCAAUUUUUAAAAAUACUCCGUUUUCAAUGAGACCUUCUGUACACGAAGUUGACUUAGAAUGGAGGCACGGGCGAGGAGGUCAUCUCACAUUACAGGAUGAAGACUUAACUACAAAAACUAUUAACGGAUGGAAACGCCUAAAUACAUUGGCUCAUUAUGGAGUUAAGGAAUCGGCUGUAAUGUCACUAAUAGCAAGACAAAAUGAUAAUUACCAUAUACCCUACACUAAACAUCAAAAUACGGCACCAUACCACAAUUUUUAUUUUAUAAAUAAUUCUCAAAGCCAUAUUAUAAUUAAUAAUGACAUCGAGUCAGGGUUGCAGCAGCCUCGACUGUACCACCUUAUAAAACCAACAAUGCCUGACCAUUAUAUGAACAUUAAAAAUUCUGUCUUGUCUGGAACCUCUCCAGGAUUGCAAUCUUCCCAUUGUGGAAAUAAUUGUAAUGAGAGGGUAAACAAAACGAUACCAGAAGUGUACCUAACACGUCUUUUGGCCACUAAGGGAACUAUACAAAAAUUUGUUGAUGAUUUCUUCUCAAUUAUUUUAACUGUUAAUGAGGAAUUGCCACCUGCAGUUAAAUGGCUUUUUGAUUUACUAGAUGAGGCUGCGCGACGUCAUGAUAUUGGCGAUACUGACAUAGUACACGCCUGGAAAUCAAAUUGUUUGCCCCUUCGUUUUUGGGUUAAUUUUAUAAAGAAUCCAGAUUUUAUAUUUGAUGUAAAUAAAACAUUUUGUGUGGAUUCUUGUUUAAGUGUCAUCGCGCAAACUUUUAUGGAUGCCUGCUCAACAUCAGAGCACAGACUUGGAAAAGAUUCACCGUCUAACAAGUUGCUUUUUGCGAAAGAUAUUCCCAACUAUAGAAUUAUGGUUAAGGAAUUUUACCGCGAUGUGUCAAGGCUUCCACAAAUAAGCGACCAAGAAAUGAGUACAGCUAUGCAACAACUUUCUGUUCGGCAGAACGAUGAAUUUGAUACAAUUUCUGCACUAAAAGAGUUAUAUAUUUAUAUAACCAAGUAUAAGGAUCAGAUUAUGGAAGCACUUGAAACCGAUAUAAACUGCAGGAAGAUGCAUCUUUCCCGAAAAUUAGAAAAUGUCGCCGGUACUCUCGAUGGUGACGGAACAUCUAAUUGCUGACAUACAUAUGACAUUUUAGGAAUUGUAAGGACUUUAAAUUACACUAAAUUUAAUUUUUUUUAAGGCCAAGAAUGUUUUAUAUAGUCAGUUUAUAAAAAAGUGCAUUUCUUUUUAAUUUAAGAAAAGUACCGAAGCCAUGCUUUGUAAUAUACUACAAAAAAGGCAGAAUAUUGCUGUCAAAGGACUAAAUAUUCUUGACUCAAAUUAUGAAUACAGCCAUGUCAACCUUUUAUUUGUAAUUGGAUUUUUAGUAUGGGAGUAAGUAUGGCAGCACGAUAUUAACCACUCUAAUUUCUUUAGAGCUGUGAAUAAGUAUUUCUGAACAAUAAAUGUUAGCUAUAGCCUAGUAAAAUCAUUGGUAACUAGUUCUUGGAUGUAGAUUUUUUUGUAAAUCUAAUUAAAUUGUAAUUAGCUCCUCAGUAUUGGUAAAAGCAAAAAUUUUAUUUAAGAAUUUAUUUUGCACAUUGACUUACCCUCCAUUUUUUUAAAGGAAAAUAAGUUCUUUGAUAUUUUUUAGGUGUGCGCGAUAAUUGAAAACGAAAUGAGAUUAUUAGCGUCUGUUAUACCGCUUAUAAGGAGUUGACUAGGUUAUUUAUGUAAAUCAAGUUCAGAUCUUUUGUCAUAUUAAUUCUAUAGAAUCUGUGUUUUUGUGCAUAUAUCAUCGUUUAUAUAAAUUUCUAUUAAGUAAAGAACUGAUAAAUGUAUCUAUCAUUAAUAAUUUGGUGUAUUCAAAAUAAGCUAAAAAUGUUAAUAAAUAUAUUAAUAAUAUUCAUCUAAGUGCUUAAAACAUGAAUGAAAUUGGUAGUUCCGGAUUUACACCAUGUGCUCUCUGUGCUUAGGCACUGGGCGCUAAAUUUUUUGAGUGCGGUAAAAUUAAAAUCGAAAAACAAAAAUUCUUGUAAAGAAAUUAAAUAAAUUUUAGCUCGUCUGAAGCUUUUUUAACGGCGGUAAUGGGUUUAGGUAAUAUCCCCUGGUGAAGGGCAAAGACUGAUAGCACAAAACAACGAUAAGCCAAAACGGUUUUUUUAUAUUUUCAAGUGUUUUUUAAUUUAGAAUUUCUAUAUGUAUAUACAUUUUAAAACAAAAAGGGUCAAUUUAUUUAGAAAACAGAGAAAGGAUAAGAUCGCUAAGAUUCUGAAUGUUAUAUUAUUUAACCAUAUUAUUACGUUAUUAUUAUAUUAUUUAUUGUUUCGGGGAGUUCAACGAAUUUGCACCUUUAAUUAUUAAAAUGAAUUAAACACACAAUAGGUUUAUUUGUGUAGAGACAGUUUUUUAUUGUUAAAUGAUUGGUAGUGGAAGACAAUGGUGACGAACCUACCUCUAACUUACCAAGGGGUUACCAACUAACUCAAGCUUCUGCUGUUACCAAUAUGGUGGCCAGGCGACUGGGAAAAGGUAUUGGCGGUCUUAGUUCAAAGAUAGGAACUGGAAGUUGGUUUUAGAAGCUGAUAGUAUUUUUAAUACUUUUGGAAAUCACCGUUUUAAUUUAUUUAAUUUCUCCCAAUUUUUUUUAAAUAAAUUUAUUGUAUAUUUCUUAAAUAUUUAAGAUGCCAAUAUUGAUAUACACGUAAACAGCUUCUAAAAGGACCUCAAACCCUUUGUCAAUAAGUUUUAAACCAAAAGUUAAAUUAUUUAGCUACUUUAUUAUAGGAAACCCAUUACUAUUAAUUCAGCUUCUUUAGGGUUAUAUAAAGGUACAAUAUCCACCCUAUUUCUUCUUUAUUAAAAAUAACGUAUAAAAUCAACUUAUUCUGAACAAAUCAUAAAUAUUUAUAUGUUUUUUUUAAAUAUUUCGAUAAUACUUGCUUCUCAUAACUGAAAAUAAAGUUGUUACCUGACAAAACUUGCUUUCUCUAUAAAAUUCAAUAUAUUAUCUAAAGUUGUCCUAUCUGAACACAUCAUUUUGGCUUAUCAGAUGGUUGAAAAACUCCCGCUAAUGGUCAAUAUGUAACUUUCAAGUAAAGUUGGGAUUGGUCUUUAAAGAUUUAAUAGAAAGGUAAUUGUUUCAUUUGUUGGCUCAACCACAAUGACUAUCCCCAAUAAUUCUGAAAUUAACACUUUCUUUACAGUCAGAAUAUUAAAUUGCUGAGUUACUACCUGUUAAUAGAUAUAUGAAUAAAACUGCAUAUUUGCUUUUA